Molecule: messenger RNA, 1701 nt
Organism: Copidosoma floridanum
Lineage: Eukaryota; Metazoa; Arthropoda; Insecta; Hymenoptera; Encyrtidae
Biological process (GO): mRNA splicing, via spliceosome
Cellular component (GO): U2-type spliceosomal complex
Source: RefSeq, a predicted model, not a curated record
UCGCGCGCGCCCGUCUAAUGUGCAACGUUUUAUAAUGUUUUGAGUUAAGAAUCAUUUAUAAACUGCAUAAUUGACAAAAGUUUACAGUAGCAAUAAUUUGUGAAUUUCAACGCGUCUGCUGAUAAAGAUUUUUAGUAAAAAUGGGUGGAGGAGAUUUGAAUUUGAAAAAGUCAUGGCAUCCAUCUACCAUGAAAAACAUGGAAAAAGUUUGGAAGGCAGAAAAGCAGGACAACGAAGAGAAGAAAAGAAUCGCGGAACUUAAGAAAGAAAUAGAAAUGGAAAGAGACAAGGAAGACAUGAAAAAUUACGCCAUGGAGCAAGGUGUGAUAGAAAAAAAGGACGACAAAAAGCUGGAUUGGAUGUACAAGGGCCCGACUGUAAACAGGGAGGAAUAUUUGCUGGGUCGGAAGAUUGACAAACAGUUUGAGCAAAUGGUUCAAACUGAAAAAGAAGCCAAUCAGAAUAAGCCGACUGUAGCAAAAAAUCACGUUGACCAUGAAUGUAUACCACCUUCGUUGAGAAAUUUUUCUGGAGAUCAACAGGUUGACAUGGCCAGAAAACUCCAAGAGGAUCCCCUGUAUUUCAUUAAAAAAAGAGAAAUGGAAACAAAAGCUCAGUUAUUGAAAAAUCCUGUAAAAUUGAAAAAAUUACAAAAAUUGAUAGCUCAGCAGAGGAGUCAAGCAGAAUUGAAAGGCAGUAAGGAAAAAAAGAAAAACAAAAAAUACUCGAGUGACAGCGACGAAGAUAAGAAGCUUGAUAAAUUAUUGGCCAGCAAAUUUAAAAAAUUAAAAGAUGAAAUAAGCGAAAAGGAUUUGAUUAUGGCUAUUAAGAAACAUAAAAAAAGUAAGAAAGCAAAAAAGAAUAAAAAGAGGGAUAGUAGUGACAGCGAAGACGAAAAGGCAAGUAAAAAAUCAAAGAAAAGUAAGAAAAAAGAUAGCGAUGAGAGUGAUAGUGACGACGAAAAAAGUAGAAAAAUGAAAAAAAGUAAAAAAAGAAGCAGCAGCGAAAGCAACGAAAAUAGGGUGAGUAAAUUGGCAAAAAGAGACAAUAGUAAUAGCGAUGAAGAAAGAGGACACAAGAAAUCAAGAAAAAGUAGGAAAAGAGAUAGUAGUGAUAGCGAUGAGGACAGAGGAAGCAGAAAGUCUAAAAAAAGUGAUAGAAAAAAUAGUGAUACAAGAGAUAGCAAUAAAAAUGAUGAACAAAGAGACGAUUCUAGACAUGCAUACCGUAAUUAUGGAUUGAUGAAAUCUGAUGGUACGAGAAUAUCUCCUCCGAAAAAACGACGAUCCUCGUCCAGGGAAAACCCUAAAAGAAAAGAAGAGCUGGAAAAAAAAGACACUAAAUGGGUACCACCUAAAAGGCAAAAACUAUCAGAAGAAGAAAAAGAAAGAAGACGCCAGGAAAUGAUGGCCAACGCAUCCUGGCGGGAUAAAGAACGAGCAAAAAAUGUAAAGCGGUACGAAGAGGAAGAGAAAAACGAAGUAGUAUCAAAAAAUAAGUUCGAUAAGCAUUUUGCACAAAAACAAUUAGCUAUGGCAGCUAGUAAAGAAACAGUUGCUUCAAGAAUCAAGUCAAACAUCAAUAAUAUACAAAGGCAUAACUACUCAAUGGAAAAGAAUUUUGCUAAAAGAUAGCAUUAAUAACCACUUUACGACGAAUAAUUGUAUGAAUAAUAUUUGUAAUAAAAUAAUAUAUUUUUUU